Messenger RNA from Sus scrofa (pig), 5036 nucleotides. The record is from RefSeq and is a predicted model, not a curated record. Lineage: Eukaryota; Metazoa; Chordata; Mammalia; Artiodactyla; Suidae.
AGGUUUGUUAUGAGAGUUAAAUGAGUUCAUACAUAUAGAGUAUUUGGAACAGCACCUCACUAAAAAUAAGCAGUGCGUGUGGACUUUAACUGGGAUUAUCUUCUGUGACUCCUGUGUCUGUUGGUACACAGAGUAUCUCGAGGGGAAGACAUGAUCCCAUAUCUAUCCCAUUGUCACCUUUUUUGGUGCCAGUUCAGGGCUAAUAUGCCACCCAUUUCCCCUUCCCAAUUAUUCCACCCUUUUGGGGGUACUCUGUUUUGGAUUUUUUUUUUAGAAGAUUGGGUAUGAUUGAGAUACGUAGAUUCACACACUUUUACAUAAUACAAUCAAAGUAGAAUUUGAAGAAAAACUUUUUCAUACUUUAUAUUUUUCUGCAAAUCAUAUGCUGUGCUUUCAGUGUUUUCCAGGGUUAAAUCUGGACUCUCUUUAAUCUGAGACUCACUCUCCCAGUGCCCAGGCAGUGACUGCCGUUGACAGCUUACAGCCUCCGGGACUGCUGGGAUCAGCAGGAGCUGCCAAAUGCUGUUAAACCAACUGAGAGAAAUUACAGGCAUUCAGGACCCUUCUUUUCUCCAUGAAGCUCUAAAGGCCAGUAAUGGUGACAUCACCCAGGCAGUCAGCCUUCUCACUGAUGAAAGAGUUAAAGAGCCCAGCCAAGACACUGUUGCGACAGAGCCAUCUGAAGUCGAGGGCAGUGCUGCCAACAAAGAGGUGUUAGCAAAAGUUAUAGACCUUACUCAUGAUAACAAAGAUGAUCUUCAGGCUGCCAUUGCUUUGAGUCUUUUGGAGUCCCCCAAAAUUCAAACUGAUGGAAGAGAUCUUAACAGGAUGCCCGAGGCAACUUCUGCAGAAACUAAACGCUCAAAGAGAAAACGCUGUGAAGUCUGGGGAGAAAAUCCCAAUCCCAAUGACUGGAGGCGAGUGGAUGGCUGGCCAGUUGGGCUGAAAAAUGUUGGCAAUACGUGUUGGUUUAGUGCUGUUAUUCAGUCUCUCUUUCAGUUGCCUGAAUUCCGCAGACUCGUCCUCGGCUAUAGUCGACCACAGAACGCACUUGAAAACUGUCCAAGUCACGCGGAAAAGAGAAAUAUCGUGUUUAUGCAGGAGCUUCAGUACUUGUUUGCUCUGAUGAUAGGAUCAAAUCGCAAGUUCGUAGACCCCUCAGCAGCCCUGGACCUCUUAAAGGGAGCGUUCCGAUCACCUGAGGAACAGCAGCAAGAUGUGAGUGAAUUCACACACAAGCUCCUGGAUUGGCUAGAGGACGCAUUCCAGCUAGCCGUUAAUGUUAAUAGCAAUCCCAGGAACAAAUCUGAAAAUCCAAUGGUGCAGCUAUUCUAUGGUACCUUCCUCACUGAAGGGGUUCGUGAAGGAAAGCCAUUUUGUAACAACGAGACCUUCGGCCAGUACCCCCUUCAGGUAAAUGGUUAUCGCAACUUAGACGAAUGUUUGGAAGGGGCCAUGGUGGAGGGUGACCUUGAGACACUUCCUUCCGAUCAUUCAGUGAAGUAUGGACAAGAGCGUUGGUUUACAAAGCUACCUCCAGUGUUGACUUUUGAACUCUCAAGAUUUGAGUUUAAUCAGUCCCUUGGUCAGCCAGAGAAAAUUCACAAUAAGCUGGAAUUUCCUCAGAUCAUUUAUAUGGACAGGUACAUGUACAGGAGCAAAGAGCUUAUUCGAAGUAAGAGGGAGUGUAUUCGAAAGUUGAAAGAAGAAAUAAAAGUUCUGCAGCAAAAACUGGAAAGACCUUCUCCAAGAGGUGUUGUGACCCAUCAUCUGGUUGUCUUAAUAUCGACUUCAGCUGAAGACCGAUGCCUCAGGUAUGUCAAGUACGGCUCGGGCCCGGCUCGGUUCCCUCUCCCGGAUAUGCUGAAGUACGUGAUUGAAUUUGCUAGUACAAAACCUGCCUCAGAAAGCACUUUGUCUCAAAGUGACGCAUGCAUGACAUCACCAGUGUCUUCAGUGCACUGCGCAGCUUCUGACCUGACAUCCGAGGAAAGUACAAGUAAAGAGGGCACGUCUCAGGAUGCUGAGAGUACCUUUUCUUCUUCUGAAGAUUCUGCACACAAGUCUAAGCCAGUGAAUCAGCCCCUUCCACCUUCCCGGUCUUCCAUGGAAAUGCCUGCACAUCCAGCUCCUCGAACGGUCACAGAUGAGGAGAUAAACUUUGUUAAGACCUGCCUUCAGAGGUGGAGGAGUGAAAUUGAACAAGAUAUACAAGAUCUAAAGAAUUGUAUUGCAAGCACUACGCAGACUAUUGAGCAGAUGUACUGUGAUCCUCUCCUCCGCCAGGUGCCUUACCGCUUGCAUGCGGUUCUUGUUCAUGAGGGACAAGCAAACGCAGGACACUACUGGGCGUACAUCUAUAAUCAGCCCCGGCAGGUCUGGCUCAAGUACAACGACAUCUCCGUUACUGAGUCUUCCUGGGAAGAACUCGAAAGAGACUCCUAUGGGGGCCUGAGAAACGUCAGUGCUUACUGUCUGAUGUACAUUAAUGACAAGCUGCCGCACUGCCAUGCAGAAUCAGCCCCAAAUGAAUUGGAUCAGAUGUCAGGAGAGGUGGAAGCCCUCUCUGUUGAACUUAAGCAUUACAUUCAGGAAGAUAACUGGAGGUUUGAGCAAGAAAUCGAGGAGUGGGAAGAAGAGCAGUCUUGCAAAAUCCCUCAAAUGGACUCUUCCACCAGCUCAGCAUCACAGGAGUUCUCUCCAUCGCAAGAGUCUUCAGUAGCCUCUUCCCAUGGGGUUCGCUGCCUGUCCUCGGAGCACGCCGUGAUCGUGAAGGAACAGACUGCCCAGGCUAUAGCAAACACGGCCCGCGCCUACGAGAAGAGUGGGGUAGAAGCAGCAUUGAGUGAGCUUAAGGAAGCUGAACCCAAGACGCCCCUGCCCCCGGAAACACACCCCGCAGAGCAGUCAGAGCAGCCCCCACAGGCUCAUGACGCAGAGUCUGCUGCCCAGCCCAAUUCUGAGGUCUCUGAAGUCGAGAUUCCCAGUGUGGGAAGGAUUCUGGUUAGAUCUGAUGCAGAUGGAUAUGAUGAGGAGGUGAUGCUGAGCCCUGCCAUGCAAGGGGUCAUCCUGGCCAUAGCUAAAGCCCGUCAGACCUUUGACCGAGACGGGUCUGAAGCAGGGCUUAUUAAGGCAUUCCAUGAAGAGUACUCCAGGCUCUAUCAGCUUGCCAAGGAGACCCCCACCUCUCACAGUGACCCCCGACUUCAGCACGUGCUUGUCUACUUCUUCCAAAAUGAAGCACCCAAGAGGGUAGUAGAGCGGACCCUGCUGGAACAGUUUGCAGAUAAAAAUCUUAGCUACGAUGAAAGGUCCAUCAGCAUUAUGAAGGUGGCUCAAGCGAAACUGAAGGAGAUUGGUCCAGAUGACAUGAAUAUGGAGGAGUACAAGAAGUGGCAUGAAGAUUAUAGUUUGUUUCGAAAAGUGUCUGUGUAUCUCCUGACCGGCCUGGAACUCUAUCAGAAAGGAAAGUACCAGGAGGCGCUUUCCUACCUGGUGUACGCCUACCAGAGCAAUGCUGCUCUGCUGCUGAAGGGGCCUCGCCGCGGCGUGAAGGAGUCCGUGAUCGCUUUAUACCGAAGAAAAUGCCUUCUGGAGCUAAAUGCCAAAGCGGCUUCUCUCUUUGAAACAAAUGAUGAACACUCUGUAACAGAGGGUAUUAAUGUGAUGAAUGAAUUGAUCAUUCCCUGCAUUCACCUUAUCAUUAAUAAUGACAUCUCCAAGGAUGACCUGGAUGCCAUUGAGAUCAUGAGAAACCAUUGGUGCUCUUACCUUGGGCAAGAUAUUGCAGAAAAUCUGCAACUGUGCUUGGGGGAGUUUCUACCCAGGCUUCUAGAUCCUUCUGCAGAAAUCAUUGUCUUGAAGGAGCCUCCAACUAUUCGACCCAAUUCUCCCUAUGACCUUUGCAGCCGAUUUGCAGCUGUCAUGGAGUCAAUUCAAGGAGUGUCAACUGUGACAGUGAAAUAAGCCCCCAUGUGUUCAAGGCCCAUCCUGGCCUUUGGCUGACUGCCUGUUGCACAGAAGUCUGUUGUCACAGUGUUUACCUUGGGCAAGGAAUUAGGUAGAAAAGUAAGAUUCAGAUCCAGACCCCAACCAUGCCGUGUGUGUAAAGAAGGAUUGAAAAUAAAAAUGCACUUUUUAGGUACAGAAUCAUAAAAGCAAUUUCACUUAAAAAAGGCAGGAGGCAGUGUAUCAAGGUAUUGAUUUAUGCCAGAAGACCUGAGAUGCCUCUUGUACCUAUGAGACUGCUCGGGCUUUUCUAAGCCUUUCCCACUUUUAAAAUGAUCCUUCAGGCAUAAUAUUUUUGACAGCAGAAUAGAAGGGUGAGUCAUCAGAACGUGAACCAGAUGAACAGCUACUAGUUAUUUUAUCAAAUAUAGAUGGCGUUAAAAAGUUCUUAACUGCAAGAGGCCAGACGUAUAAACCUUGCCUGGCUCUUGACAGGAGAUGACAGUGGGCUGAUGAGCCCCUGCCAUUUCACUUGUGGGUGGAGCAUGAGGUCAUGUGGCAGUGUGAUGCCCAAAAGGCAAAAGAAAACUGCCUCUCCUUUCUUUCUUCUCUCUCCUUCAUUUUAUAUUUUUAAACAAACCGGAAAACCUCACACUCGGUCCUAAGUGAAAGAAAGGAAAGCGUUAAGGAUUUUAGAUGGGAGUAGCAGCAUUGCGAAACUUGACUAAAGAGAUCAUAGUUGUUAACCAUUUAGGUAAAUUUUUCUAGUGUCUGAAAAUUGUCAGAAACACACAGCUAAGGCUGCUGCUGGCCCAGAAGAACAUUUUGAUACCCCUCCCCUUUUUUGCUUUAAAAAAUAAGGGAUGUGGGUUUGUGUAAAAAAAAAAAAAAGAAAAAAAAAGGAAAAAAAACCUAUAUAUAUGUAUAUGUAGAGAGAGAAAUAUCCCCUGUUGACAAUUUUUAAAGGCUCUAGAUUGGGUAUUGUGUUUUAACCAAAUUUUAAGAUUAAUGAGGGAAUUGUGGGCAGGAAGAACACUUGAUACAACUAUGCAGAUUUUAUAAAUGUGCAAUAAAAGUAUUUGUUUUAC